This is a messenger RNA of Cryptomeria japonica (Japanese cedar), 441 nucleotides long. RefSeq lists its product as uncharacterized. Lineage: Eukaryota; Viridiplantae; Streptophyta; Pinopsida; Cupressales; Cupressaceae. Gene Ontology annotation, molecular function: nucleic acid binding; RNA-DNA hybrid ribonuclease activity. Bases 1 to 441 code for a protein of 146 amino acids. The record is from RefSeq and is a predicted model, not a curated record. The transcript has a single exon.
AUGGGAAGCGCCAAAGCCUGGGAGCCUGGGUGGUGUAAGGUAAACUUUGAUGGUGCUUCUACAGGAAACCCGGGUAAAAGUGGUAUUGGGUGUAUAUUGAGGAACUCUAAUGGUAUCAGUAUAAAAGAAAUCUCUGAAAAGAUUAGAGUUGCCACUAACAAUGAAGCUGAAUUCAGAGUGGCGUUAAGAAGACUGCAAUUAGGGAAGGAGCUUGGGGUGCAGAGAAUUCAUCUGGAGGGAGACUCAUUAAAUAUGGUUAAUGUGGUCCACUGUAAUAACACCCUUAGUUGGCAUCUUAACCAGUGGCUUCGACCAAUUCUGGUGCUUCUAGCCACCUUUGAUGAAUUUCAGAUUAGCCACAUCUUUAGGGAAGGAAAUGGAGAGACUGACAAACUCUCUAAAAUGGCGAUAGCCGAUGGUGACCCCCCCUUGGCACUCUGA